GUUUCAUUAGCUUUUACAUCAGCUAGCAUUGUCUGGCAAUAUCAUUCACACAUAGUUCGUAAUGGAGGGAGUACAUUUCAACCAUUUCGUUGAGCAACCCCAGAAGAAUGACCGUGAGAAGAGUGAGAUGCUCAGCCCUCAUUCAGGAAAUGAAGAAACUGAGUCGUUGAUUCUCGAAAUGGAGGCGGCAGAGUCAUUAGUAAAAGAAGUCUGUGACAGAGGACUAAUGGAGCAUGGAUGUCCACAUUACAGAAGAAGGUGUUGCAUUAGAGCUCCUUGCUGUAAUGAGAUCUUUGGUUGCCAUCACUGUCAUAAUGAGGCGAAGAACUAUAUAAGUGUAGAUCCGAAACAGAGUCAUGAUAUUCCUCGCCAGAAAGUUGAACAGGUUAUAUGCUUACUCUGUGGCACUGAACAAGAGGUUCGCCAAAAUUGUAUCAACUGCGGAGUGUGUAUGGGGAAGUACUUCUGUGAAGCCUGCAAGCUCUUCGAUGAUGAUACAUCUAAGAAACAGUAUCACUGCGAUGGCUGCGGAAUCUGCAGAAUCGGUGGACAUGAAAAUUUCUUUCACUGUUACAAGUGUGGCUGUUGUUACUCAAUCCUUCUCAAGAACAGUCACCCUUGUGUUGAAGGAGCAAUGCAUCACGACUGCCCCAUUUGCUUUGAGUACCUGUUUGAAUCAAGGAACGAUGUAACAGUUUUGCCUUGCGGACACACCAUCCAUCAGAAGUGCUUGGAGGAAAUGAGAGAACAUUACCAAUACGCGUGCCCACUUUGCUCAAAAUCUGUAUGCGACAUGUCAAAGGUGUGGGAGAAAUUUGACGUGGAGAUCGCUGCUACACCAAUGCCAGAACCAUACCAGAACAGAAUGGUUCAGAUCCUGUGCAACGACUGUGGGAAAAAAUCGGAGGUGCAGUACCAUGUGGUGGCUCAGAAAUGCCCAAGCUGCAAGUCAUACAAUACUCGCCAAACCCGAGGCUGA
This is a messenger RNA of Eruca vesicaria subsp. sativa (arugula), 979 nucleotides long. The record is from the annotation of a GenBank genome assembly. Lineage: Eukaryota; Viridiplantae; Streptophyta; Magnoliopsida; Brassicales; Brassicaceae.